AUGUCUGCCCAAAGCAUACCUUUUACGAAUAGCUUGGACUUUAGUGUCACGGUUUACAACUCUUUCAAUGAGGGUACCCAAGAUGAGACAAACUAUCUUGGUACCUUGACCUCUAUCAUAACGGUGCCAGCGAAUACCACGGGUUCAGUGUCACUGAAACAACCAUCAGCCGCAGUGCUGAUCGUCAAGAAUGCAACGUCCAAUGCCCCUUUGGCACGGCUCAAUUACUUGUCAGGGUUCAGCAAGGGACCAUAUGGCGUUGGGCAAGCUGAUGUCAACGCUAUGACACAAACUAUGGACUUCAUCACCUUUAUCAACAAUAAUCAAAACGACCCGCUCACGUUGGCCUUCAAGAAUCUCUGGAAAGACUCCUCAAAGCCACAAGUCCAACCCGUUGACAACUUCUUCGCCCAUUCACAAACCUACGCGAGCUGCACCUUUGCGACCUAUAUGAUGGCCAUUGCUUACACUGCUGAGCAGGCACAGGGCAAAGGCAAGCUCUCAGCCCCUGCCCUAUACUCGCUCAAGACUCUUGUUCCGCUAUUGGGCGGAACCUGGCCAGCCUCGCUUCCGGACAUCGUAGUGACUAGCUUCACUUGUAAUACUACCAACAACGAUGUGCUGGUACUUCGAGCAGGGAUAGACCUAAAGAAGCUGCCUGCCAAGUCAGAUGAUGCGCUGCAGUUUUUUGGAUCACUGUUCACAGUCCAACAGCUUCAGAUGUCAGUCACUAUCAACUAUGCCUUCAAAUCGGGCAAUGUGGGCACUUGCCUUUCUAUCGACCUCGAUGCUAUGCACGUACCUUUCGGAAGCUCGUCCGUCUUGACCAUCAACAAACCCACCGCUACCAUUGAAAUCAACCCGUUAUUCAAGUUCGUCUUCUUUGAAGUUACUGGUGACGUCCCGCUCACUAUAUUCGGAAAGCAGUUCGAUGCCGAUGUGACCAUGGCCAUAGACAACAUUGAGGCCAAUUUCAGCGUGGUUGUCAACGGAGAUCAUUCCUCUCUCCCGGCGCCACCAACAAUGAAGGGCGUGCACUUUGAUGCGUUUGGCGUAGGCAUCGGAAUCAUGUUUGAGCCACCAAGUGCGGCGAUUGGCCUUUCAGGUCAACUGCACAUAGGUGACUCUGGCAGCGGUCCCCUGACAGGCCUUGACGAUGACACGUUCGUGGUUGUUUGCCAGAUGAUCGAAGAUGUGCCGACCCCCCUCUACGUUUCCUUCUAUGUGUCUCAGAUGAGCCUGGAAGACGUCUUCACGAUCUUCACCAACUUUCAAUGUCCUGUGGAUGUACCGGUGUCAUUUACCGAUCUAUCCUUCCAAUGGUCUGCAGACCCCAUGAAACCUGUAGUGUUGCCUGAUGGGUCGCUCUCCAACAUGAAGUAUGGCUUCAGCGCAGUUGCCAGCAUCUUCGACAUCAAGUUCUACGGCGACUUGAAGAUCGAUCUCACGACAGGGCUAACAGCCAGCAUCCAGAUGGCUCCCCUGAAAUUCGGCAGCAUAUUCUCGAUAACCGGAAAUGGCACCGGGUUUUCCGUUAAGGUGGAUGCCAGCGGUAAUCCUAUCAAAAACAAUCAGCUAGUCACCACGGCAGCGCAGAAACAGGCAAUCGAAAAUGCCACGACGAAGUGUUUGGUGCAAUCGGGUGGCGCAGAGUUGGAGGUCCAGACGUUGGCCUCGCCCUUCCUGCACCUCAACGGUGCUGUGAGUCUGUUCGGUUUAGAAAGUGUAAACCUGGACGCCGAUGUCACACCGAGCGGCAUUACGUUUGACGUGAACUUCGGCGGGUUGCUAACGUCGAAUAUGACUUGCACUUUAUCCGAUUAUCACAACUUGAGCGCCGCAUUCGAGUACGGCAUCGAUGACACUAUAUCGCUACCUUCGAUCGGUGGGGUCGGUUUAGGCUCUCUCCAUUUGCAGGCAUCGGUCGAUGCGGGUUUCGCACUGAGUUCAAGCUUGUCGGACAUCAUCCUCCAAGUCUGGGGCAACUUCGACUUCGAGGGCGCAACCUGCAAUUUCGGUAAAUUCACAGUUGAUGUGGAUAUUAAAAGCAUAAGCGAUCUGCUGUCGUCCAUUCUCAGCAACAUCGAGCAAAACGCUGGGCAACUGUUCAAAAGUCUGCUGAGCUCGGCUGAGGCGUGGGCAGGCAAGGUUGCGCAGGACAUAGUUACUGGGAUCGAAUCGGUGGCAAACGUCUUGCAAAAAGCUUUCAACAAAGAUGCCGGAGAGGUAGCAUCUAUCAUGACGGGAGCAGGUUUCGGCGCCGGGGAGAUAGCGGGGGGUCUCCAAAGUGCUUUUGGUAUGACACCACGGGGGAUUGCACAACUUUUGCAACAAAAUGGUUUUGCCGGCGAACUGGUGGCUUCGGCACUACAAAGUGUGUUUGGCAAUGAUGCUGCGCCCAUAGCCCACGCUCUGCAGGACGUAUACGGCUGGGUACCCGGCCAAAUAAGCCACAUACUGGGUCAUAUCGGCUUCAGCUCUAAUGAAAUAGGCUCAGCCUUGGGGAUGUUUGAUCCCUUCGGACUACCUAUCCUAUAG
Colletotrichum scovillei is the source of this 2538-nucleotide messenger RNA. RefSeq lists its product as uncharacterized. The coding region runs from base 1 to 2538 and encodes 845 amino acids. The transcript has a single exon. NCBI's taxonomy places the organism in Eukaryota, Fungi, Ascomycota, Sordariomycetes, Glomerellales, Glomerellaceae. The record is from RefSeq and is a predicted model, not a curated record.